Molecule: messenger RNA, 699 nt
Organism: Bactrocera neohumeralis
Lineage: Eukaryota; Metazoa; Arthropoda; Insecta; Diptera; Tephritidae
Exons: 5
Coding region: 1-699 (232 amino acids)
Source: RefSeq, a predicted model, not a curated record
AUGGGCGAAAUUGCAAAUGAAACGCCGUCCACACGGGUUAAGUGGAGCCUUAUGCGUGUUGGCACCGAGCUGCGCACGCAUGACCAAGGAGUCCGUUUUGCGGAGGAAAACGGUUUAAUACCGAGAGAGCAAUUGUGCCCUGUACACAAGGUUCCAAAGAAAGUAUUGCGCGAGGACUAUACUAAUGAGGGGAAAACUUUGUCAUCUGCAACAAUAUCAGACUGGUAUAGUUAUUGCCGAGAGGUCGUGGUAAUAUACCAGUGGGACCACCAAUAUGAACAAGGAAAAAUUGGUGGUCCGGGAAAAACUGUUCAGAUCGACGAAAGUAAAUUUGGUCGGCGAAAGUACAAUAAAGGCAGGCGCGUAGAGGGACACUGGGUCCUUGGGAUGAUUGAAGAUGGUAGCGAGGUCAUACGCCUCGAAGUAUGUCCUGACAAUCUUCGAACGGCGGACAUUUUAAUACCUUUGAUACAGAAGCACGUGGCUGAAGGAAGCGUAAUUCGGACGGACUGCUGGCGGGCAUAUAACGCAUUACCAAAUUUCGGUGAAACGUUUUUUUACAAAGACAAUUAUAAUCACACCGCCAACUUCGCCGACGUCAUCGUCGAAUAUAUGUGGCGGCGAUCUAUUAAAAAAGAAGGAAAAGAUCCAUUUGUAGCAUUAAUAGAUGCAUUUAAAUAUGUAUAUACAUUGCACUGA